AUGGAUGUCAGGGGAGCUAUCCAGUUGCUUACCCUGCUUGUUGCUACUCAGGCUCAGAAGCAGGGAACAAAUGCUAUUGAUGGGACAGGUAGUUCCAGGUCCAAGGAAUUCCUCAACAUAAAACCUCCAAUUUUCACAAGAUCCAAAAAGGAGGAGGAUCCGCAAAACUUCAUUGAUGACGUUCAGAAAAUAUUUCGAUUGAUGCAUGCUAUAGACACAGAGGCAGCAGAAUUUUCUGCAUUCCAGGCUAAGGAAUUGUACUUGAACAAUGACAUGACCAUUACUAAGAUGGUUGCCUUUGUUCAAGGGAACGAAGACAGGCUAAAGGAAGAAGAGUGGCUACAGAAGGAGAAGGACAGGGAAUUCAGCAAGAGAGCUAAGUCUGCAGGGAAUUUCAGCCAUGGGGGAUCUCAAGGAGGUCCUAACCGUUAG
Messenger RNA from Lycium ferocissimum, 432 nucleotides. RefSeq lists its product as uncharacterized. NCBI's taxonomy places the organism in Eukaryota, Viridiplantae, Streptophyta, Magnoliopsida, Solanales, Solanaceae. Bases 1 to 432 code for a protein of 143 amino acids. The record is from RefSeq and is a predicted model, not a curated record. The transcript has 2 exons.